AUGCACACCAUCUGCCGACAGGGGGCGGUCACUCACCAGCCAGGUCAUGUUCCGGUCAUCAGCGGGAGGAGCGUCCAGGCGGCCCCGCUCCUCGCGCCGAGGAGCGCCGUGCUCGUGGAGGCUGUGCGGGGCCGAAAAUCCCGCACCGACCCGGUGGCCAAGUCCAAAGUGGGGCGGAUUAAAGUGCCUCCCCCCGUGGAUCCGGUGGAGAUGCUGGUCCUCAAGGAGAGAUACUCAGAGUACGAGCUGAUCAUGAGGGCGCUCCGCCUGGAGUUCAAGGAGGAGGUGCUGCGUAAGAAGUACGAGGAGGAGACGGGCUCGCAGGCGGAGGAGAGGGCGAGGCAGGAGGAGGAGGAGCAUCGCGCCCUGAUCAACUGGAAUGAUCAGGAGAACCUCCGGAUGCUGAAAGCCAGGAUAUUAAGGGUCCAGAAGGAAGAGGAGGAAGCUGAGAGAAAGAAAAUGGAAGCCGCCAUUCAGCGCGAACAGCAACUAGAGGAGUCCAUUAGACUCAGAGAAAAAGAGAUUUUGCAGCUGCAGGAGGAGGCCAAGAACUUUAUCACCUUGGAGAACCUGGAUCAGCGAAUCGAGGACGCGCUGGACAACCCGAAGAAUUACAACUUUGCCGUUGACAAAGAGGGCAAAGUGGUCAAAAGGACAGUGCUGCAGUGAAACGGCUGAUUCCAUACGAGCGUGCAGGUUUUUUUUUUUUUUUUUUUA
Molecule: messenger RNA, 717 nt
Organism: Fundulus heteroclitus (mummichog)
Lineage: Eukaryota; Metazoa; Chordata; Actinopteri; Cyprinodontiformes; Fundulidae
Product: 28S ribosomal protein S26, mitochondrial
Exons: 5
Coding region: 1-669 (222 amino acids)
Cellular component (GO): mitochondrial small ribosomal subunit
Source: RefSeq, a predicted model, not a curated record